AUGGCCGACGCUACACGGCACACGCACAUCGCCCCACGCGGGGGGCGACACGCGUGUACGCCCGUCGUGGACGACCCAUCGCCGGGGCUGGUGCCGCGGCUGGCGCCGCCGAAUCUUUCAGAUCUCAUAGGGGCUCGACCCAAACGUCGCGCGGUUCGACCGCCGACGACCCGCGCGCACACUGUCCUUCCUCUCCAAGGCCACCCGGACGCGCGCGACACCCCAUCCUUCCCCCCCGCCGUCCCGGACGCGCACCGCGUUGCGGUUUCACUGCGAUACGACGUCGCGCGCGAGGUGCUCCUCCGUCCCCAUCGUUAA
Molecule: messenger RNA, 318 nt
Organism: Micromonas commoda
Lineage: Eukaryota; Viridiplantae; Chlorophyta; Mamiellophyceae; Mamiellales; Mamiellaceae
Exons: 1
Coding region: 1-318 (105 amino acids)
Source: RefSeq, a predicted model, not a curated record